AUGGGCAAGAAAUUCUUUGGCCUCCGAGGCAAUGCCCUCAACUGGGCCAUCUCGACCAUUGCCGGCACAGAUUUCCUUCUCUUUGGUUACGACCAAGGUGUCAUGGGCGGUAUCCUCACGCUGCCCAUCUUCCUCGCCCAGUUUCCCACCAUCGACCCUACCUCCAAUGAUCCUUCGUCCUCCUCGGCCGCCCGGUCCACGUACCAGGGCAUCGCCGUCGCCUCGUACAACCUCGGCUGCUUCAUCGGUGCCAUCAUCACCAUCUUCAUCGGUAACCCCCUCGGUCGUCGCAAGAUGAUCUUCCUCGGCACCGCCAUCAUGGUCGUCGGCGCCGCCCUGCAGGCCAGCGCCUACACCCUGCCGCACUUUAUCGUCGGACGCAUCAUCACCGGUCUCGGCAACGGAGGCAACACGUCCACCGUGCCCAUGUGGCAGUCCGAGACCUGCUCCGCCCACAAGCGAGGCAAGCUCGUCAUGAUCGAGGGCGCCCUCAUCACCGGCGGCAUCAUGAUCUCCUACUGGAUCGACUUUGGCCUCUCCUUCGCUCCUGGCUCUGUCGCCUGGCGCUUCCCCCUCGCCUUCCAGAUCGCCUUCUGCAUCCCCAUCCUUUUCACCGUCCUCUCCCUGCCCGAGUCGCCCCGCUGGCUCAUCCUCAAGGGUCGCGAGGAGGAGGCCCGCGAGGUCAUCGCCAUCAUCGCCGACAAGGAGCCCCACGACAAGUACGUCGAGAACGAGUUCAAGACCAUCAAGGACACCGUCAUGGAGAUGAGCAAGGGCAAGUUCGCCGAUCUCUUUGCCCGCGAUAAGAACAGGACCUGCCACCGCACUAUUAUCGCGUUUGUUAACCAAAUGUUCCAACAAAUCAGCGGGAUCAACCUCAUCACUUACUACGCCGCCGAGAUCUACCGCCGCAUCGGCAUGGGCCCAACCCUCUCCCGCCUCCUCGCCGCCCUCAACGGCACCGAGUACUUCCUCGCCUCCUGGCCCGCCGUCUUCCUCGUCGAGCGCGUCGGUCGCCGCAAGCUCAUGCUGUUCGGUGCCGCGGGCCAGGCCGGGACCAUGGCCAUCCUAGCCGGCGUCAACUCGGUCACCGACAAGCUGGGCUUCCAGAUUGCCGGCAUCGUCUUCCUCUUUGUCUUCAACACCUUCUUCGCCAUCGGCUGGCUGGGCAUGACCUGGCUGUACCCGGCCGAGAUCACGCCCCUGCGCACCCGCGCCCCGGCCAACGCCCUUUCCACCUCGUCCAACUGGAUCUUCAACUUUAUGGUCGUCAUGAUCACCCCCGUCGCCUUUGACACCAUCAAGUACCAGACCUACAUCAUCUUCGCCGCCAUCAACGCCGCCAUGGUGCCCUCCGUCUACUUCUUCUUCCCCGAGACCGCCUACCGCUCCCUCGAGGAGAUGGACGGCAUCUUCCAAAAGGUCUCCGGCUUCAAGGGCGCCUUUGACGUCGUCAAGGUCGCCCGGGAGGAGCCCAGGCGCUACGGCAAGGACGGCGAGCUGCUCAUGGACGUCGAGGAGGUUGAGAAGGCUCCCGGCACUCAUGGCAACGGCAGCUCCGACGACGCGGGCGUCUUGCGCUGA
Messenger RNA from Emericellopsis atlantica, 1584 nucleotides. Its product is annotated as sugar transporter family protein. Gene Ontology annotation, biological process: transmembrane transport; carbohydrate transport. Gene Ontology annotation, molecular function: carbohydrate:proton symporter activity. The transcript has 2 exons. Bases 1 to 1584 code for a protein of 527 amino acids. Gene Ontology annotation, cellular component: membrane. The record is from RefSeq and is a predicted model, not a curated record. Lineage: Eukaryota; Fungi; Ascomycota; Sordariomycetes; Hypocreales; Bionectriaceae.